AUGUGGGAAGGGUGCUUAUCUUCAUUGAGAAAAAAGUGAAAACGCUAGGGGUUAAACAAAUAGGAAGGCUUGUUUAUUUACUUAUUUUACAAGCCAAGAGGCCAGUUAAUGAUUGGUAAGUCCCUAGUGGGUGUUGCACGUUUGGUGGGAGGCUGGGCUAUCUGAUAUCCCAGGCUUUAGGACUUUCCUCCAUUCUGGCUCAAGAUUCCAGGCGAGCGAGCGAUGCCUCCUGGCCUCUGGGAGAGAUGCCUCUGGUUGUGGGGACCACUUUUAUGGCUCAGCAUUGGAAGUUUGGGGACUGUACCUCCUACCACCCAGCCAAAGUGCACGGACUUCCAGAACGCCAACCUCCUCCGAGGCACCAACCUCAAUGUUCAGUUUCUCUUCUUUACCCCUUCGGACCCCAGCUGCGGGCAGCUACUAAAAGAAAGCAGUGACAUCCAAAACUCUGAGUUCAAUGCCAGUCUGGGAACCAAACUAAUUAUCCAUGGAUUCAGGGCGUUAGGAACUAAGCCGUCUUGGAUCGACAGGCUCAUUAGAGCCGUCCUCCAGGCAGCUGAUGUUAAUGUGAUUGCUGUGGACUGGGUUUACGGUUCUACAGGCAUCUAUUUCUCAGCCGUGGAGAACGUGGUCAAGUUGAGCCUGGAGAUCUCCCGUUUCCUCAGCAAGCUUUUGGAGCUAGGCAUGUCGGAGUCCUCAGUCCACAUCAUUGGUGUUAGUCUGGGGGCUCAUGUUGGAGGUAUGGUGGGACAUUUCUACAAAGGCCAGCUGGGACAGAUCACAGGUCUGGAUCCUGCUGGGCCAGAGUAUACCAGAGCUAGCCUGGAGGAACGCUUGGAUGCUGGCGACGCCCUCUUUGUGGAAGCCAUCCACACAGACACUGACAAUUUGGGCAUCCGGAUUCCUGUUGGACAUGUGGACUACUUUGUCAAUGGAGGCCAAGACCAGCCUGGAUGUCCCACGUUCUUCCAUGCAGGUUACAGUUACCUGAUCUGUGAUCACAUGAGAGCAGUGCAUCUCUACAUCAGCGCCCUGGAGAACACUUGCCCACUGAUAGCCUUUCCCUGUGCCAGCUACAAGGCCUUUCUUGCAGGAGACUGUCUGGAUUGUGGGAACCCUUUCCAGGUCUCCUGUCCGAGGAUUGGACUGGUGGAACGAGGCGGUGUCAAGAUUGAGCCACUCCCCAAGGAACUGAGAGUCUAUCUCAUGACUACGUCCCAGGCCCCAUACUGUGUGCAUCACAGCCUCGUGGAGUUUUAUUUGAAGGAGAAGAGAAAAAAGGACACCAGCAUUGAGGUCGCCUUUCUUAGCAACAACACUACUUCCUCAGUCAAGAUCACCAUACCUAAACAGAAGCUCGAAGGAAGAGGAGUCAUUGCCCAUCCGAACCCACAGUGCCAGAUAAACCAGCUGAAGCUCAACUUCCAAGUUCCUAGCCGGCUUUGGAAAAAGGACAGGUCUACCAUUGUUGGGACUUUCUGUACCGCCCCUCUGCCGGUCAGGGACAGGAAGAAGAUGGUCUGCAUACCCGAGUCAGUGAGUCUGCAAGCAAGCACACCUGUCUUCCAGGACCUGAAAAUUGCCUGUGUGUAGCCCGGGCCUACGCAGGAGGCGGCGGCCUGGAUUUUUUGGAGGGCAGUGUGGCAAGAGAUGCUUGUGGGCACCUUAUUCCACUCCAUCCCUACUAAUGGGGAAGGUCAAAUUCUUGGUGGUUCCCCCCACCCC
Messenger RNA from Acomys russatus (golden spiny mouse), 1725 nucleotides. It is a transcript of the gene Pla1a, whose product is annotated as phospholipase A1 member A. NCBI's taxonomy places the organism in Eukaryota, Metazoa, Chordata, Mammalia, Rodentia, Muridae. The transcript is spliced from 11 exons. Gene Ontology annotation, biological process: lipid metabolic process. The record is from RefSeq and is a predicted model, not a curated record. Gene Ontology annotation, molecular function: lipase activity; carboxylic ester hydrolase activity. The coding region runs from base 223 to 1593 and encodes 456 amino acids.